Molecule: messenger RNA, 837 nt
Organism: Rotaria sordida
Lineage: Eukaryota; Metazoa; Rotifera; Eurotatoria; Philodinida; Philodinidae
Source: the annotation of a GenBank genome assembly
AUGAGCAAACAAAAACCAGCAACAACUGUUACUAGUGGUGCAGCAGCGAUGCCUACCACCACCAUGAACAAUUCUGCUGCCGCUGUGCUGCCCCGACCUAUGCGUCGGGUGCUUCAAAAUUUUCUGCUGGUAUGGCUUGAUGCCAAUUUGGAUGAAUCCAAGAAAGAUUUCAAGAAAUCACUUCGACAUCUGCGACGUGUUGUGGCGUCUAUUACAACAUUUACGGAUGCUCAAGAAUGCGUCAAUUUUCUCAGCGAAAUAAAACGAGAAAAAGUAUUUAUGAUUGUAUCUGGUUCACUGGGACAGCAUGUAAUACCAGAUAUCGAAGCAUGGCCACAAUUGGAGUCAGUUUAUGUUUUCUGUCGUGACCAAGUGGCUCAUGAACAAUGGGCCAGCAAAAUAUCUAAGGUAAAGGGUGUACAUACGAAAAUCAAACCGAUUUGUAAGGCCUUACAAAUCGAUCGUGAAAAUUGUGAUCGAGCGAUGAUCUCGAUCAGUUUUAAUGGCAUUGAUCCGUUAUUUAUGUAUACCCAAUUAUUGAAAGAAACGCUUUUGGAUAUUGAAGACGACGAUGCAAAAUCAAUUAAAGAACUUGCUGAAUACUGCCGUCUUCAAGAUGAUAUUGAUGAAAGUAAAAUUAGGAAGAUCGAAAAAGAAUAUCGUGACCAUACACCAAUAUGGUGGUAUACAGCACCAUACUUUAUUUAUUCAAUGCUCAAUCGUGGCCUUCGCCUAAUGGACGUCGACAUUAUAAUUAAAAUGGGUUUUUUUAUUCGUCAUUUACAUCAAUAUAGAAAUUUUUCAGAAAUCACGCAAGCUUAUUGCAUACAUUUGUAG